Molecule: messenger RNA, 2239 nt
Organism: Sardina pilchardus (European sardine)
Lineage: Eukaryota; Metazoa; Chordata; Actinopteri; Clupeiformes; Clupeidae
Gene: tp53
Product: tumor protein p53
Exons: 11
Coding region: 281-1408 (375 amino acids)
Biological process (GO): regulation of transcription by RNA polymerase II; protein tetramerization; apoptotic process
Cellular component (GO): nucleus
Molecular function (GO): DNA-binding transcription factor activity, RNA polymerase II-specific; RNA polymerase II cis-regulatory region sequence-specific DNA binding
Source: RefSeq, a predicted model, not a curated record
UGGUGUUUGCCUGCAUUCGUUGAGUCGACGUUUUACACCGGAAGAAAACAGUGCCGCACAACUGUGCGAUUUUUGAGAGCAGCGACGGUCAUUUCUCAUUCUGUAAAACAAAUCAUGUAACGUAAUAGUCUACGAGAAACAGUCUUGCGUUUAGCAAUUCGUGCAUCACGUGGAGUUCAUAACAAAGUUCUAAGGUAACGUCAACUCAGGUUAAAAACCCAGUUCCUCUGAGUGGUGCCUCUGUCCUAGUUUUUGGGAAAGACCAGGGCAAAGGACCACAAUGAAUGAUCAGGGGAACAGUCAGGAUUUCGAGGACCUGUGGAACUCAAUGGUUCCAAUUGCAGAUGGGAGCUGGGAAAACUCUCAUUUACCAGGAUUGCAGUUUGACGAGCAGGUGUUCGAGCAGCUUCAUGUCUCUGAGCCGUACCUCUCCGCUCCGGACGGUGGCGGUGCCCCUCCAUGUUCCACAGUGCCCACUACCACGGACUACCCAGGAGUGCAUGGCUUCCAGCUUCGCUUCCCAAAGUCCGGCGUUGCCAAAUCUGUGAUCUGCACUUACUCUACAGACCUGAAUAAGCUUUUCUGCCAGCUGGCAAAGACCUGCCAUAUCCAGAUGGUCGUGGAAACGCCGCCACCUCCAGGUUCGAUGCUGAGAGCCACCGCAGUCUACAAGAAGUCUGAGCACGUAGCCGAGGUGGUCAGGCGAUGUCCUCAUCACGAGAGGACCACAGAAAACAAUGACGGCCAAACCCCUCCCAGCCACCUGAUUCGCGUGGAGGGGAACCUGCACGCUGUUUACCAGCAGGACCCCAACACCGGCAGGCAGAGUGUAGCAGUACCCUACCAGCAACCUCAGCUGGGUUGUGAAUACACCACGACUCUCUACAAUUACAUGUGCAACAGCAGUUGUAUGGGGGGGAUGAACCGCAGACCAAUUCUGACCAUUGUCACCCUGGAAACGCAAGAGGGGGUUGUUCUCGGCCGACGGUGUUUCGAAGUUAGGGUGUGCGCUUGCCCUGGACGAGACCGGAAGACGGAGGAAACCAACUUUAAGAAAAUGCAAGAGGCCAAGCUCCCAGUCAAGACUAACGCUACUCCCAAACGCAGUCUGAAGGAGACGCCUCAAGCGACGGCACACCCAGAGGGCAGCAAGAGGGCCAAGUCCAGUUCCAGCACUGAGGAGGAGACAUUCUACCUGCAGGUCCGGGGGAGAGAACGCUAUGAAAUGCUGAAAAGCAUAAAUGACGGUUUGGAGCUCAAAGACCUGGUGCCCCCUAGUGAUGCAGAGAAAUAUCGCCAGAGACCCAGCUCCAAAGGCGGUAACAAACGGGAGCGGGAUGGCUACACCAUGGAACCAAAAAGAGGAAAGAAACCUCUUGUGAAAGGAGAAAAAAGUGACUCCGAUUGAUUGUUACAGGAAAACUACUUGUUAAACACAGUGAACCUUGCUUGUAGCUUCAAAUGCCUUUUUCGUUUUUACAGUAUUUCAAAUGCACAACAACUGCAUUUCUUUAGUGUUAUCUACAAUUGUCAUUGGGAACUGUUUAUUUUGGUAAUGGGCAUUUAAUGUUUUUAAUGUAUUUUUUUAAGGGGGAUUAUAGAAGGAUUGAGAGAUGGCAAGAUGAAAAUGAAUUAUUUGUUUGAUUUAAAAAAAAAAAAAACUUUUGAUAACAGUUUGUUAUAAUAAAAUGUCUUUUUUACCCUAUUGCCUAUAGCUACUCUGAAUUGCAUACCAUAGAGAUGACCUCUGCCUGUCCCUAGUAUCACAUUACUGAGUUUGUCAUGGGCAGAUUGUGUUGGAAAAGCGAGCAAUGAAACCUGAGAAUAGAUUGUAUAUACUGGAGUAAUAUAAAAAUGGCAACAGAAUUAAUAUCCUUCCUUUUUUUUGUUUAUUUUUUUUUCUUGUCUUCACCGUUACCUGAAUUUAACUCUUGUGGCUCUGUACAAAUGGCUAUUUACACAUUUCUGUGGUGCAACAAAUUAAUGAAAUGUAACUGAACCUUUAAGCCAGUGGUUCCCAAACCUUUUUCACCAUGUACCACCCUCUAUGUCCUGACUCAGCUCGCGUAACCCCACCAUCCAACACAUUAUAAAAGGAACACAUUUGAGAUUUGAAUUUGAACAACAUAAAUUAUCCUCCUUUUGUAAUAUUUUACAAUUUCUUUUAAGAAAAACUUGGUCUUUCAAGAUUCAAGCUGUUUACUGCCGUUUUUUACAUUUUAUAUUAAACAUUUUGAAA